CUCACAAACCUGCUUAUCUCUCAUGUCUCUUCCUCUUUUCCUUUGUCCUCUCUUUCUCCUCCCGAUCUCCAUGUCUCUCUUUUAGUCUACGUGUGUAUCCAGCAGACUCCUCCUCCCUCAGUCCCAGCCUGGCUUCUUUCUCUGCUGCUGUCUUAGACUGAAGCCUGUCCUGAACUCGUCUGAGCUCCACUCAUCAGAGAUCACUCUACGACCAGGGUGUAUCUGCCAGGCCACACAGACACACAAAAAAACAACAGGUCAUCAGACUGCUCAUUAUCCCACACACCUGUCACCAUCGGAUGCCUUUGGGAGGAGGAAAUAAGUGCGGCUGCUGCCGGAAGACGGUGUACUUUGCUGAGGAAGUGCAGUGUGAAGGGAAAUUUUUCCACAAGUGCUGCUUUCUGUGCAUGGCAUGUAAGAAGAACCUGGACAGCACAACAGUGACCUGUCAUGUGGAUGAGAUCUACUGCAAGUCCUGCUACGGCAAGAAGUAUGGGCCAAAAGGCUAUGGCUUUGGCGGAGGAGCAGGCACCCUGAGCAUGGACACGGGGGCACAUCUUGGAAUCAGACCUGAAGAGCCAGCAGCCCACUGUCCCACCAACAACCCCAAUGCCUCCAAGUUGGCGACCAAGUUUGGCAGUUCAGACGUGUGCCCGCGCUGUGCCAAGGCUGUGUACUCUGCCGAGAAGGUGCUCGGAGGUGGAAAUUCCUGGCACAAGAGCUGCUUCCGCUGUGCCAAAUGCGGCAAGGGGCUGGAGUCAACCACUGUGGCCGACAAAGAUGGGGAAAUCUACUGCAAAGCAUGUUAUGCCAAAUCCUUUGGUCCGAAGGGCUUUGGGUUCGGCCAGGGGGCAGGGGCUCUGGCACAUGCUCAGUAGAGCUAUGGCCUCCUCUGAUAGACACCUAGACAUUUGGACUGCAAAUCCCAGGAUUCCCAAAUCAACCUCUAUUUAAUACUGCCAUUUCACUCCUGCUUCAGUCACAGAGGCUCAACAGCAACACACAGUGCACAGCUUACCUAAACGCUUAUCUUGCCAGAAGAGUAAGUUGCUGAUGUUUUCUAUCUAAGCUCUGGUAUUGAUGAGGUUAAUUCUCUGCAUGAGAAAUGUUUCCUAACCACUAUGAGAAAAAAAGGACUUAUUAGCGUGUUAAUUUUGACCUAAUAAACUCCAUUCACAAGA
Oncorhynchus tshawytscha (Chinook salmon) is the source of this 1181-nucleotide messenger RNA. RefSeq names its product cysteine and glycine-rich protein 1. Gene Ontology annotation, molecular function: structural constituent of muscle; actinin binding. Lineage: Eukaryota; Metazoa; Chordata; Actinopteri; Salmoniformes; Salmonidae. The record is from RefSeq and is a predicted model, not a curated record. The coding region runs from base 300 to 878 and encodes 192 amino acids. Gene Ontology annotation, cellular component: nucleus; Z disc; cytoplasm. Gene Ontology annotation, biological process: muscle tissue development; sarcomere organization. The transcript is spliced from 7 exons.